This is a messenger RNA of Hemisphaericaspora subhashii, 360 nucleotides long. RefSeq lists its product as uncharacterized. The record is from RefSeq and is a predicted model, not a curated record. Bases 1 to 360 code for a protein of 119 amino acids. The transcript has 2 exons. Lineage: Eukaryota; Fungi; Ascomycota; Pichiomycetes; Serinales; Debaryomycetaceae.
AUGUCAGUUCUGAAAGAAACUAAUAAAUUAAUUAAUCAUUCAUUAAAUCUAACAUCUAAAUUAAUUGAAUCGGAUACUAAUGUUUCAAUAAUUGAUUUAAAUAUGUUAGAGAAUCUUAAUACAAAUCAAUCAUUAAAUUAUAUUAAACUUGAACAGAAUUUAAAUCAAUUAGAAUUAAAUUCAAAUCAUUUAAAACAAUUGAAAUCAGAAUUUAAUAAUCAUUUAAUUGAAUUAAAUUAUAUUGAAGAUAAAAUAUUAAUAAUUGAAGAUUUAAUUAAUGAAAUUAAUAAAUGGUCAAUUGAUUUACAAUUACAAUUACAACAUCAUCAACAACAACAACAACAACAACUGCAACAUUAA